AGGCUUGUCGAGUCGGCUGACUGCUCAGAUCUUCUUACAAUUAUGAACAACCUGCACCCUUUAUUAAUUACGCUUUCAUCAGUAUUGUUGGCUUGCUCUAAACAAUCAGCAGUUCUUGCACAAGAUGAUCACGAUGGGAUCGAUUCUUACAUAGCAGAAAGCGAUAAACUGCAUCUCAUCAAGAGAGACGUCAAACACGGAAAACCGGGUAAGCGCAUCAGCAGCAGCCUCCCGCUGCCGUAUAUUUCAUCCGUGCGGCAACCGAUCCCCGACGAUGAUUGUACCGAUAUCGAUAACGAAGAUGACAGCGAUAUCGUUCCGUCCUUCAAAAAAGCGACGGCUCCUUGCCAGGUCAAACCCACUCCGCCGUUAGCGACACGACGAAUAUUCGUUACACCCGGAAAAUGGCCUGUGACGCAACGGCCACCGCCCCGAGUUACCGAGCCGGACGACGAACCAGACGAGCCAUCGACUAGGAGAAGAACUUCAGCGACAACGCCUGAUGCACCUGACGAUGAGACAACUCCACGACGAACCACGACAACGACGAGAAGAACGACGCCGACGGCAACGGAAGAAACAACGGAAGAGCCCACAACAACACCGACCACGACGACCACUAGAAAAACGACAACUACGCCAACUACUAUCGAAGAACCGGAAACGACUACUACGCCGAAACGUAGGCGGUCGAGAAAACGGAGAGCAACAACGCCCACAACCACAACGACGACCUCGAGUCCGGAUUAUUGCGACGACGACGACUGUGAAGAUGAGCCGACCACAGUGACAACCACCACCAGACGGCGUUCCCGGAAAACCCGAAGGCGAACCACUCUGGAGACUACCACGCGGGAAGAAGAGACGACCGAAGCUCCACCACCUGUUCCACGAGGAGCCAUCGACCCCUCGCGUACGCAACGAUGUCCCAGCAACAAACUAGUGAAAAUUCACAAUCGGCAGUGGUUUACGCAGUCCUCCAUCACCACAGACGAGGAGGGCACAAAGACCUUUAUGAAGACCUCCAUGAUCUACUCCAAAGUGUGGUCUAUGCCGAGUCGCGGGGAAACAAAAGACUAUUUAGCAUCGACCAUCGUACAUCGACAGUUCGCUGGAGAUGUCCAGGCAGUGGCUACUCUGACGUUGCUACCAUCGACACGAAUAUUUCAAACUGAAUACAAAGUCCAGAGCAUCUUCAAUGGAGAAGUGUAUCGAACCAAAGCGGAGACAAGAUACGUGGAAUGUGUAGAUUUUACGGACUCGCCAAAUUAUCGUAAAGUCUGAGACAGCGACAGAUUUUUGUUCGCAAAGUCUGAAUCUGAUUCGGCUAGAAAGUUUAGCAAAUUCCGGAAAAUAAAAAAACCCACACAAGUUCCGGUGUUGCUU
Molecule: messenger RNA, 1386 nt
Organism: Paramacrobiotus metropolitanus
Lineage: Eukaryota; Metazoa; Tardigrada; Eutardigrada; Parachela; Macrobiotidae
Exons: 5
Coding region: 43-1284 (413 amino acids)
Source: RefSeq, a predicted model, not a curated record